AUGGAAUGUACACGUCAUACGGCAUAUAUAGUAUAUUUAAGUGAUGGAACAUGCACUCGUAAACAAUUUGAGUUAGAGAGUUUUUCAUGGGAGCAUGCAGUUGUGGUGGCUAUGUAUCGAGGAUUUGCAGCGAGAACAUUGUGCUCUCCUUAUUACACUGCUGAAAAUUGGAGAGCUGCGUAUGUUGAAACCAUAUUUUCGUUUCCAAACGAAGCCGAGUGGGAAGUUCCCGAUCAUAUUCACUUGUUCAAUACAUUGUCGCCACCUCUCAUUGAACCACAUAGUCCUGGACAUCCAAAUACUUCUAGAAUACCAUCUACUGGAGAGUUUUCCCGACCGCGUAGGUGUAGCAGGUGCAAAACAGUAGGACAUACUCGCCAAUUUUGUAUAAGUCAGGUUCCCUUAAAUGACAGUCAGAGCAUUGUGUAUUUCCAUUGA
This is a messenger RNA of Olea europaea var. sylvestris, 438 nucleotides long. RefSeq lists its product as uncharacterized. The transcript has a single exon. The record is from RefSeq and is a predicted model, not a curated record. NCBI's taxonomy places the organism in Eukaryota, Viridiplantae, Streptophyta, Magnoliopsida, Lamiales, Oleaceae. Bases 1 to 438 code for a protein of 145 amino acids.